Messenger RNA from Closterium sp. NIES-65, 582 nucleotides. Lineage: Eukaryota; Viridiplantae; Streptophyta; Zygnematophyceae; Desmidiales; Closteriaceae. The record is from the annotation of a GenBank genome assembly.
AUGCGCGCCGAGCCUGGUGAUCCAGGAUCGCAGAGCAGAGAAAGUGAUGAACGCAUCGCCGCUGCUACUAGCGCGGCUGGCGCUGGUGGUUCCGUGUUCGUGACGGUGGGUACGACGCGGUUCGACGCGCUGGUAGAAGUGGUGGACAGCCGUGAAUGCCGCGCUGCGCUGAAGCAGCGCGGGUUCACAUCCGUGGUGGUGCAGCGGGGGCGAGGCACGUACAAACCAGCCGAGGGCGACCCUGACAGCACGGGUGUGACAGUAACGAGCUUCGAGUUUGCUCCGUCUAUGGCACCCUACAUCGAGCAAGCAUCCCUCGUUAUAAGCCACGCAGGCUCAGGCAGCAUAUUCGAGGCGCUGAGAGCAAGCAAGCGGCUGGUGGUGGUGGUGAACGGGGCUCUCAUGGACAACCACCAGCGGGAGCUCGCAGGGGCGCUCGCAGACAGGCACCACCUGGUGCAGACGGUACCUGAGAGCCUGGUUGCUACAGUGAAGGAGAUGGAUUUGGAAGGGCUCGUGCCGUACCCACCACCGGAGGCUGAGAAGUAUGCUCAAUCGAUAGAUGAGUUUCUGGGGUUUUGA